CCAAACGAUAUCUCAUUCGUAUAUAUCUGUAAACUAAAGGACAGACCGGGAGAGCUGUUGGUUAAGAAGUGUAUUGAACUAAAGCUACCUCCCGGUCCACUUUUGGACAAACUUAGAUCCGGUGAAGACAUUGUCUUAUCAGAUAAUCGAGUCAUUUGUUCCAAGGAUUUAGUGGGACCUGAAGAUAAGGGACCCAUUUUUAUAGUGCUUGAGUGUCCAUCCCUUCAAUACAUUGAUUCCUUACUUUCAAACGAAUCCAUUCUUCAACAUCUGUCCUCGGAUUUGGUUUCAGUUGUGAUGCACUUCACGCCAAACCAUGUGUUCACUGAUGAGAGAUACCAGCAAUGGAUGAGACGUUUGGGUGAUUCAGUGGAUCACUUAGUUUUGAAUGAUGAUAAUCCUAAGCAGAGUCACGUGGGAGCCAAUCAACUCCAGAUUCAACUCAAUCUAAUCGAUUGUAAGUAUAAAGGUAAUGAACUAACACACGCUUCACUUCUGUAUGGUGUUCGAAUAGUUAGUUUACUAAACUCCGGUAGCCUACAGUCUCCUAAACUAAGGCUCACCGUUGUGGACAUUGAUGUCAACGCUUUCAGAGAAGAGGCCUUUUCUAACAACAAGUUUAUGGAAAGUCUUAAUAAAUACCAUUCACUUGAAUCACAAUUAGUUACUGAAACACAAGACUAUCCGGAAAUCAUAUUUCUAGGAACUGGUUGUUCAGUUCCAUCCAAAAUGCGGAAUAUGAGUGGCAUUUGGGUUAACAUGGAUUCAGAGACAUCUUUGCUAUUGGAUUGCGGCGAAGGAACGUUUGGACAGUUGUCCCGAUUCUAUGGCAAAGAAUGUGAUUCACGAUUAAAACAAUUGAAAGCCAUUUACGUGAGUCAUCUUCACGGCGAUCAUCACUUAGGAGUUCUACAGUUCUUGAAACAGCGAUCACUUGUCACACGCGAGCCAUUGUUACUGAUAUUACCGCCGGAAGUGAUUAAUUGGCUCCAGAAUUGUAACGAAUUUGUGGAACAGAUAUCACAUUUGUAUGAAAUUAUUGAUAUCAAGAAAUUUAUGACAGAAAGUGAUGACAAAGUGUUGAAUAGAUUGCGUUUAAAUGAGUUGAGGACCUGUUUGGUGCCGCACUGUGCGGACAGUUACGGCCUUUCGUUUACCACAAAAAGUGAACCAAACUUUAAAAUUGUAUAUUCAGGCGACACACAGCCCACCCCUACGCUCACCACAAUUGGCCACAACUGUGAUCUGUUGAUACACGAGGCGUCGAUGGAGGACCUGCUCGUGGAUGAGGCGCGACUCAAGAGCCACAGCACCACAUCCGAGGCCAUAGCUGUGGGUUUUCUAUACUUGCGCUUCAAG
Molecule: messenger RNA, 1359 nt
Organism: Oppiella nova
Lineage: Eukaryota; Metazoa; Arthropoda; Arachnida; Sarcoptiformes; Oppiidae
Source: the annotation of a GenBank genome assembly